AUGAAUGGAAGUGUUGACAUUCCCUUCAAUAUUGUGAAAGAUUUAGAUAUAGAUCAGGAAUAUCAGCAAAGAUAUCGAUAUGACAUAGACGUUGAAUUCACGGCAGUGGUCAGGGAGGGAGUGACCGGAAAGGAGUAUACAAAAUGCAAUUCAUUGACACUCUAUCAUAAGGACUAUAAGGUGGGGCUCAUGAACAAAGGCCACUUUAAGCCGGGACUCAAAUACACGGCUCUAUUUAAAGUGGUUCAUCCGGACGACACUCCCGUUGAUGAUAACGGUCCUCCGGUGGCCCUCAAAUACGGCUAUUCCUAUCAUAACAAACAACUAGAAUUCACUGAAAGUCUGAUCUUACAGCCAAUCCAUGGACUCAUUAGGGCUGAGAUAUAUCCGCCUAAAGAUGCAAAAGCUUUACGAUUUUAUAGCACUUAUAUGCUAUACGUCUACUUACACGACUACAUCGAUAGCGCUGAGUCCCCGACCGGGAACUACAUUCAAGUGGAGAGAUGUGAUGUCAUGGAUGUAAGGGUUGGACAAGAGGUCAAAUUCUGUGUCACGGCUACAGAACCCCUCACACGUAUUGUGUAUGAAGUGAUAGGAGGAGGAGAUAUUGUGCUGACACACAGUCUCGACAUUCCGGGGAACAGUAAUUCAUAUGAGUUCUCUGUGAUGGCUGUCCACAGAAUGGCACCGAAAGCAAGGAUUUUAUGUUAUUAUGUGAGAGAAGACAACGAAGAAGUGGUGGCCGACGCCAUGGACUUCGAAGUGGACGGACUGUUUCGAACUGAGGUGUCGAUUGACACCGACCUUAAGGAGGCAGAGCCGGGAGCACAGGUAGCUGUGAGAGUAAAUACAAAGCCGGACGCGUGGGUGGGUAUAGUAGGUGUCGAUCAGAGCGUACUUUUGCUGAAAUCAGGUAAUGAUAUGACACACAAAGACGUGAUCCAAAAGUUACAGACAUACGAUACGACUGGUAUUAACACCUUUUGGGGGCACAACUCCUCCACCGCUGAACAAGUGUUUGACAACUCCGGGGUUGUGGUCGUGUCCAACGGUUUCAUUUAUGAAAAUGAAGUGUACAGCCUAGGCCCUGGUGAGAGAUCUCAAUCCGUGAGAAGUCAGUCAAUAGUUUGGCGAUCAUUGCACGACAGUGUGAAGGAAGUGUGCGAAAGAUCAGUAUCACAGUCAGCGCCGUUGGAUCGCCAGUCCCAAAGUAAACCCACCCAAACCAAUGUCGGCAUUAGUGUUAAAACUAGAAAACAUUUUCCCGAAACUUGGCUAUGGACCUCAAUGCAAACAGGGAGUAAUGGUUGCGCUGUUAUCAAGAGCACAAUCCCCGACACAAUCACCUCGUGGGUCAUCAGCGCAUUCGCUAUGCAUAUUGAGACUGGUCUGGGCAUUGCACCCACACCUUCGAAGGUCACAGUUUUCCGACCGUUUUUCAUCAAACUAUCGCUGCCUUACUCUAUAAUAAGAGGCGAAACGGUAGCCAUUGAGGCCAUUGUCUUCAAUUACACCACAAAACCGAUUCAAUCGGAAGUAGUAUUUGAUAACAAGAAGCAGGAGUUUGAGUUUAGCGACCGAUUGCACACAAAAGGCGUAAAUAUCUCUGAAAUGAGACAAUUGGUGUCAAUCCCUGCCAACGAUGGCGUUUCGGUCACAUUCACGAUAACACCGAAAACUAUGGGUUAUAUUGACAUCAAACUGACGGCUAACUCAGCCAUGGCUGGAGACUCUGUCCUCAGGAAACUACUGGUGAAACCCGAGGGUCAGACACAACACUUUAAUCAAUCAGUUCUCGUGGAUCUGUUGUCUUCUCUCACAUAA
Oppiella nova is the source of this 1824-nucleotide messenger RNA. The record is from the annotation of a GenBank genome assembly. NCBI's taxonomy places the organism in Eukaryota, Metazoa, Arthropoda, Arachnida, Sarcoptiformes, Oppiidae.